This is a messenger RNA of Postia placenta MAD-698-R-SB12, 1078 nucleotides long. RefSeq lists its product as hypothetical. The transcript has 3 exons. NCBI's taxonomy places the organism in Eukaryota, Fungi, Basidiomycota, Agaricomycetes, Polyporales, Adustoporiaceae. The coding region runs from base 244 to 864 and encodes 206 amino acids. The record is from RefSeq and is a predicted model, not a curated record.
CGUCCCUUCAUCCUCCUCGCCGCCCGCUCUGCCCCCGUCGCUUUCACUGUCUGCGACAUCCGCGGCCUCGCAUCUCUGACUUGUUCUUGCACCCCCACACUCAUUUCUAACCCACACUCAUUUCGGCCCUUGCUCUCGGCUCCGACCCAGUCGCGUCUUGAGCACCGUUGCAGCAUAUUCCGUGUCGCAACAUAGACUCCAUUCACCCGCACCAUUUGGUCCAUUUCAGAAGCUUUUCUCAGCAUGCGUCGCUCAGGUGGUCCUCCGCGUCUUCACCGCCUGCCUCAGCGCCUGGAUUACACACUCAUCCCGGCGCCUCUUGAUUUAUCGUUGCCCCUGGUGGUUGAAAAGGCACCUCUGCCCGCGAUCAUUGUCACUCCAUCGUCUCCCUCGCACGAUGGCGACUACUCAAUCGCCUUCUUAAUGCCCCCGCCCAAGCCAACAUUGGUGCAACGGAUGUCGAAGCUUGUACCCUCGCUUCCCCGCCUGCCCUCGCAGAUUCAGCUACCUAUUACGCCCGCUCAGCCCAACUUCGAGCAUGCACCUUCGGUUUGCAAGACGCAUGCGCGUGCGACAAUCCUGCUGCUCUUGCUGCUGUUCAUCAUGGCAUGCCAUGUCGUUAUGCACGAAUUGGCAUCCAUGCGCCCGCACAUGGAGUUUGGGAUGCGCCCCGACAACGAUAUCGUCAACUUCAGCCUCGAGCAUGUGGACAUGCCGGCCGACAUACAUGUUGCGAAGGACACAGCCCCGCCGUCGUUCGGUGGAUGGUUCGACCUGAAUGCACUCUGGGCUCCCACGCACACUGCAGACUCUAGACAAACCCUUGAUUUCGUGGUCCGCGAGGCAGACACAGGGAUGCCGUGACGUUCGUUAGGAAGGUCGACAGUCCGAACCCUUGGAAAUGUACCCUCACAUUCUUACUUCACGACGUGUCAUGUCCAUCGCAGUUGGGUCACGUUCGCUUGAGUCGCUUCGCUACAGGGCUGCUUUUAGUGUACGGAAUUUCGUUCUCAAUGUCAGCUGCUGUAUUUAUUGGUUUAUAAACAACAUUGGAUUUAAUGGUGGUUCAGUCCAUACU